This is a messenger RNA of Zingiber officinale, 947 nucleotides long. RefSeq names its product protein CUP-SHAPED COTYLEDON 3-like. The record is from RefSeq and is a predicted model, not a curated record. Gene Ontology annotation, molecular function: DNA binding. NCBI's taxonomy places the organism in Eukaryota, Viridiplantae, Streptophyta, Magnoliopsida, Zingiberales, Zingiberaceae. The coding region runs from base 54 to 848 and encodes 264 amino acids. The transcript is spliced from 3 exons. Gene Ontology annotation, biological process: regulation of DNA-templated transcription.
UUCAUCUUCACUUAUUUGGCUUCGGAUAAGAUAUUUUUGUACAGAGAAGAGAAAUGGACCUGAGAGAUAUAGAAUCCACUCUGCCUCCAGGUUUCAGGUUCCAUCCAAGUGAUGAGGAACUGGUGUGCCACUAUCUCUACAACAAGGUGACCAAACAAAGAAGCUUGGAAGGGACGACAAUGGUGGAGGUGGAUUUGCACACUCGCGAGCCAUGGGAACUUCCAGACGUUGCCGAGCUGAGUACCAACGAGUGGUACUUCUUCAGCUUCUGUGACCGCAAAUACACGACUGGAUCACGCGCGAACCGAGCGACCAAAUCUGGUUACUGGAAGGCUACUGGAAAAGAUAGGGAAAUCAGUGAUCCAAGGACUCACGCAAUGGUAGGGAUGAGAAAGACGUUGGUGUUCUAUAGAGGCAGAGCUCCUAGUGGCAUCAAGACUCUGUGGGUCAUGCAUGAGUUCAAACUGGAGACCCCUCCUUCACUCCGUAAGGAGGGGGCCUGGGUUCUAUGCAGAGUUUUCCACAAAAGAGAACGGGAGAGCAUAGACCAGCUGCAUGGCAACGCUACUACCACGGAAGCUUCUUAUUCCUCUUCUCCCACAUUAACAAUUAGGCCAUCUCCUUCUCUAGUGGACCUACCCAUGCAAAUCGAACAGGAAGAAAAUGUCAGCUCAAACCCCUUCACGAGCAUGCUACUUCUCGACUGCAACUCUCUUGAUCACUACACGAUGGGGAAUAUGGAGAGUAUUAUUACGAGCUCAAGGUCUUGUGAGGGUAAUGAGCUUGGAUUCUUACUGGAUUUAGGGUUUGAUCAUGGUACAGUUGGUGGAGAUGGAAGGUAUAUAUGACCUAUAAAGGGUGAGGGUUGCUUGUAACGUGUUUCAAAUACAUAGGAGACAGUAAUAGUAUAUAUGAUUGAACUUGUACAGAUGCAUGUUAAACGAUUA